GAAAGGUGUUAGCUGGAAUUAGCUGGAACUGGAACAACUUUUUGUAAACUGUUUUGUUCAGAUUAACAUUUGCAGUUCUUUUUGCUGACAGUCUUGUUAUAUAUAGAUAUAUUGUAAGAGUAUUGUUUCUGUUCAGUUGUAGCAUGCCAACAUGAGCCCCCCUGUGUCCCAAGUGGUGGUUGUUGGCGGAACACACGGCAAUGAGAUGUCGGGAGUCUGUCUGGCUAAACACUGGCUUCAGGACCCUUCAGAACUACGUAGAAAAUCCUUUACAGCUGAUAUAUUGUUAGCAAAUCCUAUUGCAGUGGAACGCUGUGUACGUUAUAUAGACAGGGACCUCAAUCGUUCCUUUUCACAUGAACUCCUAAGUGCCUCAGCUUCGGAAAGUGAUUCUUAUGAGGUAAAACGGGCGAGGGAGAUAUAUCAGAAGUAUGGACCAAAGCAAUCUUCUUUAAAUUUUGUUAUUGACCUUCACAACACAACCUCCAAUAUGGGUACAACGAUACUACUCUUUAAGGGAGACAAUUUUGCAUUGCACUUGGCAAACUACUUGAAGACUAAAUGUGUUGAUCCUUCUUUCCCAUGUCACAUCCUCCUCAUUGACAUACCAGAACAAGGGCAUGUUCAUCUGCAGAGCAUGGGAAAGCAUUCGAUAAGUCUGGAGCUAGGCCCACAGCCUCAAGGAGUAGUAAGAACAGAUGUUCUUGCAAGAAUGAAGGUGCUUGUGAACAGCAGCUUGGAUUUUCUUGACCUGUUUAACCAGGGCACAGAGUUUCCCAGUUUUGAAGCAGAAGUGCACCAAGUUUUGCACAAGGCUGAUUUCCCUCGCGGUGCAGAUGGUGAAAUACAGGCCUUUAUCCACUCAGAGUUGCAGGACAAAGACUAUCUUCCUCUAAAGCCAGGUGAUCCCAUUUUCCAAAGGCUGAAUGGAGAUGACAUAUUGUACAAUGGAGAGAAACUAAUCUAUCCUGUGUUUAUAAAUGAAUCAGCAUAUUAUGAAAAAAAAGUUGCUUUCAUUGCAACUGAAAAAAAGCACUGCUUUGUCCCGGCUCUCAAGCUCCAGAAUUAGGUUGUUCAAGAUAUUAUAUGCUUCAUUUCCAAAGAGGCCUUUCUGAUAGGUGUAGUUGUAUAAGGUUGACAAAUUAUGUCCAUCACCUUCAACCUUUUGUCCAAGAGAAACCUGCAUAAUUUCAGUUUGAAGCACCUGCAAUGCAGUUAUGACUACACUUACAUUUCUCAGGAAGCAAUUACCUAUGCAACAGAGGAUUGGCAACAGGGCCCCAAACAUGACACAAUGCCAGCCUGAUGCCCUUUAAACAUAUAGUAGCAUAUUACAGUUCAUAAUUAUAAUUUUAAUUUCUUAUAUAUUUUACUCCAUUCUGAGGCCUUAAUGGUAAAAAAAUCCACCCCCUUUUUAUUACUUAAGCUCAUUCAGUUGGGGUUAUGUAAAAAACUUGCAUAAACAAUAUCUGAAGUGCUAGAAAUUAAUAUAUAUAUAUAUAUAUAUAUUUUUUUUUUACAAAGAAAUACCUGAUUCUGGUCGCAGGCAUUAGUGUUCCCCUAUGGGCUCACAGUGUAUUGCAAUUCCUCCAGUGUGAAUGAUGUGUUCUGAAGGUGGCCAUACACAGGCCGAUAAAAGCUCCUGACAGUUGAUGCGGUCCUUGAUCCGCCCGUCUGCUCAUAUUCUCCUUGUUGUGAUCCAAUCGUUGGGUCCUAGGGCCCAUGAUCGGAUCAGGCCGAUAUCUCCCAACCUCACGGUGAGCAAAUAAUGGGAAAAUCUGUGCAUUUGGUGACCUCACCAAACUAGCAGAUCUCCGUAUGUAUGGCCAGCUUUAGACUUGUCUGCUUUUUAUAGUGGGUGCGGCACAGAUUCUCUGGAAAGCAGAGAGACCUCAAAUCCCAGAAUCAAGCACUUCACAAUGAAAGAAGGUAAGGGAGGGAGUUGUAUUAAACUCUGAGUUUAAGGACUGAACUCCACGGAGCGAUUCGUCAUGUGGUGACGAAACACAGGUGAAAAGUCAGAGUGGCGCCGAAUAUAAUGGGAGUAAUAGAAAGGUCGCAGGUACAAACUACAUAGAACACGACUGUCCGAUGAAGAUGCAGCGUGCAGCAUUUACAUUUGAUAGUCGUGUCGGAUACAUGUGAUUUGUACCUGUGAUGUUUCUAUCACUCCCAUUAUAUUCGGCCCUUUCCGACUUGUGGUCUGUUUUUCGUUGCCGCUUGACGAAUCGUUCAGAAUCGUUUGGUGAAGUUCAGCCCUAAAGAGGGUGGGGAACCAGUCCUAGAGACUACACAGGCAGACUAUCAUGGUUUCAUUAAAUCUAUAUAUUUUAUGAGCAUUGAUAAAUCAAAGCAUGGCCAGUUCCCGCGCUGAACUAGAGAGAACACAACAUUCAUAGUCCCUCUAAUUGUUAUUGUUGAGUGUAAAACAUCUAAUUUAGAUAAGUACUGAAGGCUUUUAUUUAUCAAAAUGUGAAAAGGAAUGAUAAUAAUAAUAAAAAAACAUAUAGUUAUGGGUA
This is a messenger RNA of Xenopus laevis (African clawed frog), 2519 nucleotides long. It is a transcript of the gene acy3.L, whose product is annotated as aminoacylase 3 L homeolog. Lineage: Eukaryota; Metazoa; Chordata; Amphibia; Anura; Pipidae. The record is from RefSeq and is marked provisional. Gene Ontology annotation, cellular component: apical plasma membrane; cytoplasm; cytosol. Gene Ontology annotation, molecular function: aminoacylase activity; hydrolase activity, acting on ester bonds; hydrolase activity, acting on carbon-nitrogen (but not peptide) bonds, in linear amides.